AUGCAGGCAUAUGUCCAACAAGUAGACCAUCAAUUAAUUUCUCAUCUUGAGCUUGUUCGCGCCACCGAUAAUUUUAAUGAAGACAACAUGCUCGGUUCAGGAGGAUUUGGAAAAGUGUUCAGGGGCCAACUAAGCAACGGCUUGGUAGUUGCAGUGAAGGUUCUCGACAUGCGAUCCGAGCACACCACUAGAAGCUUUGACGCCGAGUGUCGUGUGCUUCGCAUGGCGCGACACCGUAACCUCAUACAGAUAAUCAACGCAUGCUCUAACAUGGACUUCAGAGCAUUGGUGUUACAGUACAUGCCAAAUGGAAGCUUAGACACGCUGCUGCACCACUCCCACUUGAGAGAAAGGCAAAUUGGGUUCCAUGAGAGGGUAGGUGUUAUGCUCGAUGUGUCAAUGGCCUUGGAGUAUCUGCACCAUGGAUAUCAUGAAGUGGUUUUGCAUUGCGAUCUGAAGCCAAGCAAUGUUUUAUUUGACGAGGACAUGAUCGCACAUGUGGCGGACUUUGGCAUUGCAAGGCUACUACAAGGAAAUGAUAGCUCAACGACCGCGUCAAACAUGCCCGUUUCCAUUGGGUACAUGUCACCAGAGUAUGGAUCAUACGGAAAAGCAUCAAGAAAGAGUGACGUGUUCAGCUACGGUAUAAUGCUCCUUGAAGUUUUCACCGGAAGGAAGCCUGAAGAUGCUAUGUUUGUCGGAGACUUGACCCUUAGGCGAUGGGUUCAACAGUUAUUUCCUGCAGAGCUUAUCCAUGCCGUGGAUACCCGGCUACUACACAGAUCCUCUUCAUGGUAUGAGCUGCACGAUAACUUUCUGGCGCCCAUAAUAGAAAUUGGUUUGCUCUGCACCAAGGACUCGCCUAAAGACAGGAUAAAGAUAAGUGAUGUGGUCCUGAGGCUAACCAAGAUUCAAAUCGCGUACACCAAAUGGACAACAAGGCAUAAUGAUUUAUGA
Lolium rigidum is the source of this 957-nucleotide messenger RNA. RefSeq names its product receptor kinase-like protein Xa21. The coding region runs from base 1 to 957 and encodes 318 amino acids. The record is from RefSeq and is a predicted model, not a curated record. Gene Ontology annotation, molecular function: ATP binding; protein kinase activity. The transcript has 3 exons. NCBI's taxonomy places the organism in Eukaryota, Viridiplantae, Streptophyta, Magnoliopsida, Poales, Poaceae. Gene Ontology annotation, biological process: protein phosphorylation.